Messenger RNA from Caretta caretta (loggerhead turtle), 4179 nucleotides. It is a transcript of the gene CUEDC2, whose product is annotated as CUE domain containing 2. Lineage: Eukaryota; Metazoa; Chordata; Testudines; Cheloniidae. The record is from RefSeq and is a predicted model, not a curated record. Gene Ontology annotation, molecular function: ubiquitin binding.
GGUGAUGAACUCUCUCCCUACCAGUAGUGACUGUAAAAAGGACAUCCCCAGUGCUCUAUAUUUAUUGGCCAUCCAGGCUUUCUGUAAAGGCUAAUGACCUUUCUUGGACUUGCAAGCUCAGGGAAUUUGCUAGUGACCAGCGAUUGCAGGUUGGGCUUGGCAUCUGCAGAACUGCUGCUUAGUACAGUCUCCCCAACAAUGAGAUUCUGAAGUCAGAAUUUUGCUAGUAAAUGGGUUGAUGAUGCUUGAGGCAGAAGAGAAUCUAGCUUGCUCUUCAGUGGAUAUAAGCUGCAAGGUUGAGGAUGGCAAACUGAUUUUUGCCAGUCAACUAAGAAGAUAUGAUUCAUUUAAAAAAAAAAAAACACAUGGGCAGCAAAGAGGUGUUUGUUUAUGGUCAGCUUCCACACUGGAAGGAUAUGACAUUUGCAGAAGCAAGAAAAUUACUAGCAAAGAGUCCUCCUAAGCCGAAAUGGAAAAGCCGUGCAACAAAUAGACACACAUAGGGGUGGCAUGUGGCUAGGCCUUCAUGUUGGAGAGCCCUUAUUAGGAUACUUCCUUGCUUUUGUUUUAUUGCAAUGCUAUGAAAUGAAAAUGUUUGUGUUGCGAUUACUGUAAAGAAGCCUUUUUGGUUAAUAAUAAUAAUACAUUUGUCUUGCUGGAGAUGUCUUCCUUCUUCUGUUGUUUUUUGCAGGUAUGUUAUUUAUCUAGGUUCCCUUUUUGAUGCCCCUCACUGUGAGCUUUUGAGCACCUCCAAAGAAGAAUGAUGUCAAUGAUACCUCAUUAUUACUUACCUAUGGGAAAGAGUCAGGGAGGGGAGGGGUCUUUUAACUAUUAAAUUUAGAAAAAUGGGAAUACUGGCAGAAGGCUGGAGUUGCAGAAGAGCUUGGGAGAACAAGUGGGUUUGGUCUUUAGCUCUUAAGAAAUUGAGAUUAGUGGUGGUUCUUAUUCCAGCUGAUAGUGAGUAGUGUAGCCUGGGUCCAGCUGCUGUGAAGUUCUGUCCACCAGGAGGAGUGUAGACGUUCUUCCCUGCAUCCCACAACCCAUUUAGUUUAAGAAAGAGAAGGAUAUGGAGUGACUGGAUCACAGUCUGUAAGUACACCGGACCCUCACUAGAAUGCAGGAUUUGGGAUCCAUGUGCGGGGACCGCGUUAAAAUUAAUUGCAAUUAAAGUAAUUAAAUUUGGGAUCCAUGGCCGCGACCGUGUUCCAUGCAAAUUCGCAUUAUAUAGACGCGCGUUCUAGCAAGGGUCCGCUGUACCUAAGUGGGGAACAAAAAUUUGAUAAGAGAGGGCUUUUCAAUCUAGCAGCCAAAGGUCGAACAUGAUCCAAUGCUGGAAGUUGAAGCUAGACAAAUUCAGAUUGGAAAGAAGGUGUAAAUUUUUAACAGUGAGGGUAAUUAGCCCUUGGAAUAACUUCCCAUGGUCAUGGUGAAUUCUCCAUCACUGACCACUUUUAAAUCAAGGUUUGGUGUUUAUCUAAAAGAUCUGCUCCAGUUUAGGGUAGCGCUCUGGCCUGUGCUAUGCAGGAGGGCAGGCUAAAUGAUCACAGUGGUCUUGGAGUCUAUGAAUCUCUCCCAUUUGCCAGAGUUGUUUACUCUGCUCCCUGCUCCGCUGAGCACAGAAUGCUGCUGUGAUCGGUUCUAAACCCUGGCAUAAUCAACAGAGUACCUGCGCUGGUGCAGGGGGUUCUGUGUCUGGAGAUAAAUUCCAGAUGGCUCUUGCAGAAUACACAGGAGCCCUGCUGUUCUCUGGCCAAGGGAUGGGGGCGGGCUCCAAAACUGUAUUCACACAUGAAAACAAAACUUAUAACCUGGCUGGAAGUGUGGUUCCCCACAGGGGCCCUGGAACCCAGUGUUGAGCACAAUCGGGUAGCUGUUUGUAUCUGGUUAGCUCUGGUAAAGUCCUCUCUUAGGAGAUGUGUGCAGCCUUGAUUCCCAUCGGAGCUGGUGCUCAGCACCUCACAGGGUUGCUCUCCUAGAGGCCUGUGCUGCCUAAUUUAGGGUUUGGUCCUGCUCCCAAUGAAGGGAGGUUCGCCACUGAUGCGUGCUGGAAGUGUGAUCAUGCCUGUAGAUUGUAAGCUCUUUGGGGUCAUGCCCACGUCGCUCACUAGGAAUCGUGAUCCGUCCUCAAGUAGGCGUCUGUGUCUGUGUAUGUAACUCAGCCCUGCAGUGAGAGGUUCCUUGCUGUGCCGUCAGCUGACAUGUACCUCAAGAGGGAAGUUAUGAGUGAGACAGCCCGUGGGAUAGCGUCUUUCCAGCGGGUUCAGACUGGACUCUGCUGCUAGCAGAGAGAGAGUGGGUGGACAGUGCAGUCCUGCCCUUGCUUGCGUGGGAGGUCUGUGAUCCUUAGAACGCCCCUGCUCAGUUACUGUUAUCAAAUGUUCCCAUUGUGGUCACAUUCACCUACAGAACAGCUCCUUCAAAAAGCACAACAAUGGGCUCCUGUUUGUGCAGGAUUCUGCUGGCGCUGCCCUGCCUGACUGGGAGACCUUUGAUAUUUUGGCUGGCAGACUGGUUGGCUGUGCCCUGCCUGGUAUUCCCUUGUGAAAGCCGCGAUAGGCUGCCCUUUCACUGAAAGGCACUAUCCUGUCUCCCACCCAUUUACAAAGCCAGGCAUCACUGAAAACACUGUUAGCUGGAAGAUCCGUCUUCACCCUCAGUGAGCAAGCAACACCUGAAGCCUUCCUUCAUUGGAGUCCAUCCUGCCAUCUGAUUCCGCAACUCUGCAGCUUGACACGUGUUAGGAUUUCUAGCUGUACUACACCUGCUGAGUGAGGGAGCUUUACUCUGCACUUGUGAAAGCCUUUGACACCAGUAGCAGAGAGAAGCUGUGAAACACAAGAGUGGUCUGACUGUGUUGGACUGAUAUCUCUGGUGGCUCCUCAUACUGCAGAAACCCAUUUAAAGAGACAUGGAUCUUGAAAGAAUCAUUCGAGACUCUCUGACAUGCUUCAUCCAGUCCCACAUCCCUGAUGCUGAUCUCAGCGGGAUGGAUGAAGUCUUCUUCUCCUACAUCGCUAGUGUCCUGGAAGAACUAGGCUCACCAGAGUCGUCCGAGGAGAACUUUGAUAUGGACACGUUUGUGGAAAUGAUGGAGGCGUAUAUCCCUGGCUUUGCAGAAAUCAACAGCGGGAACAUUUGUGAAAUGAUGUUUGCCCUCUCAGAAAGGCUCAGUGAAGCUCGCAACAAAGGAAAGGUUUGCCAAAAGGCUGCAGAGAGUGCGAGCAGUGCCCCUGCUGAAGAGCUGAACCACAGCGAUGAGCAGGGGGCAGGAGCUUCUGAUGAGGGGAGGCUGCAUAUACCAGCAGAGGGAGCCAUGGCUCAGGGAGCAGAAGGUGACCCGAAGGAUGGGGUGGAGCUGCUCCUGGAGAUGUUCCCAGCCUGCACCCUCAGCCAGGCUCAGAAGGCACUAACCAUGGCACUGGGAAAUCUGGACGAGGCGGUGCAAUUACUGGUGGAGGAGAAGGUGGAACCUGGCCCAGGGGGUGCUAACGUGAAGGAGACAGCAAGGCCCUGCCGAGUGCCCAAACAAGACGACCUCAAACAAUUUAUCUUACAGAAAUACAUGAUGGUGGACAGCGAGGAGGACCAGAAAACACACAGGCCGGUGCCGCCAAAGGAGGUGAGGAGAGCCACGGUCGGUAUGGCUAUGAGAGUCUUUGGCUAUAGCAGGGUCCAACUACAGGUUGGCAGCAGGGUGAAUCUGCCACAGUUAAAGCCCCAUUCACAGAGCCUUUGGCUGGAAGGAAGGGGGAACUGGUCCAGCCAAGAGAGGUGUAAGACUGGCAGCAGGAGCUGUCACUGUUUACCACUUCAGCCUAAUGCUGUGCUUCCCCACGGGGGUGUAUGUAUACCCCCAUGGCUUCAUCUUGCUUUCCUACCAGUUAUUUAACCAAGACUCACGCAGUGUUCUCCAGCUGCUGAGAUCAGCUAGUCCUGCUCUUAAAGAACGUGUGAAACACCGAACCUAAUGCUUUCAGUUGAUGCUAAUUCCACCUGCCCCGAAGACACACCCAAGCCUGCCCUGCAGAUGCACCCAGGGCUCCCAUCACUUUCCACUUCACAUCAAUUUCACUUCCUUCCUAGGCUCCCAAGAAACUGAUCCGCUACAUUGACAACCAGGUGGUGAGUACAAAGGGAGAAAGGUACAAAGACAUUAAGAAGCCAGAGAGCGAGGAGAUG